AAAGAUUUUCAAUUGCCCUUUGUUCAAAAAUAAACUGAAUUUUAAUUUAGCGAUAAACUGAUCAAAUAUUUGUUGUGCAAUGUUAAGUAGAUUAUUUUGCAGAAUCCAACCAAGAAAACUUCAGUACAUUGCGGUACUCAACAGAGAUGUGUGGAAUAGGGAUGUGGCAGUGUUUCUGAAGAAUUAUGGCAGAGUUAACAGUAUUAGGAACGGAAGCAGCAGUAGCAGAAAGAAACCCGUGGUGCCGCCUCAUGGUAACAAAGCUCCCAAGUUGGGCGAGAACAGGGAGUAUUCACCGUUCCAUGAACCAGGACAGUCAACAGCAGAAUGGGUCGUAGCUAGGGCGGACGACAUCCUUAAUUGGGGCCGUAGGAAUUCUGUAUGGCCCCUCACAUUCGGCUUGGCUUGUUGCGCUCUAGAAAUGAUGCACUAUGCUGGACCAAGAUAUGACAUGGACCGCUUUGGCAUGGUUUUCCGGGGGACACCUCGUCAGACGGACGUGAUCAUUGUGGCCGGUACUGUGACUAAUAAGAUGGCUCCAGCGUUACGGAAGACUUAUGACUUGAUGCCCGAACCACGGUGGGUCGUUUCGAUGGGCAGCUGCGCUAAUGGUGGUGGAUAUUACCAUUACACAUAUUCUACCGUUCGGGGUUGCGAUAGAAUCGUACCGGUGGAUAUCUAUGUCCCAGGCUGUCCUCCAACAGCUGAAGCACUGCUAUACGGUAUGCUACAGUUACAGAAAAAGAUAAAACGUAUGAGAGUAGUACAAGUGUGGUAUCGGAACUAAAUACAUUUUAAUGUUACUUGUUAUUUAUUUUGGGUCGUAAAUAUUUUGGUAGGCAAUGUACACUGUAAUUAAUGAAAUUAUAUUUGAAGAACAACUUUAGGCAUAGACUCUUAUGACUAAUGUUACGUUUACUAAUAAAUUUCGAU
Molecule: messenger RNA, 933 nt
Organism: Bombyx mori (domestic silkworm)
Lineage: Eukaryota; Metazoa; Arthropoda; Insecta; Lepidoptera; Bombycidae
Product: NADH-ubiquinone oxidoreductase 20 kDa subunit
Biological process (GO): mitochondrial respiratory chain complex I assembly; electron transport coupled proton transport; aerobic respiration
Molecular function (GO): quinone binding; NADH dehydrogenase (ubiquinone) activity; 4 iron, 4 sulfur cluster binding
Source: RefSeq, marked provisional